AUGGCCCCUCCAAAGGUCUUCUCUCUCGAGGGCAAAGGCCUUAAAUUCGACACUGCCGAGGACAUCGAAUCGCACAUCAAGCCUCUGACCGAAAGUACCGAUUUUACAGAGGUUCGCCUAGGCGGGAACACAUUCGGAGUUGCUGCUUCCGAGCGUCUGGCCGCCGUUCUGUCCACGCAGAAGAAUCUCCAAGUCGCCGAACUGGCAGAUAUUUUCACCUCACGUCUGCUCUCUGAGAUCCCCAGGGCUCUUACAUCGUUGUUGAAUGCCCUUCUUGAGAUCCCGACACUUCACACGGUUAACCUCUCCGACAAUGCAUUCGGUCUCAACACCCAGGCCCCCCUCGUCGAUUUCCUCUCCCGUCACGUUCCUUUGCGCCAUCUGAUCCUGAACAAUAACGGUCUGGGCCCCGCGGCCGGAACAUACAUUGCUGAUGCGCUUACCGAGCUGGCUAUGCGGAAAGAAGAGGCCCGCAAAGCUGGGAAGGAGGUCCCGCUUCUCGAGAGUGUCGUGUGCGGGCGUAACCGACUGGAGAAUGGCAGUAUGGAGGCUUGGGCUCGAGCGUACAAGGCGCAUGCGGCUGGCAUUCGCUCGAUUAAAAUGACCCAGAACGGUAUUAGACAAGAAGGGAUCUCGUUGUUGCUCACGGACGGUCUACGCCACGCCAACGCAAUUGAGGUUCUUGACCUGCAGGACAAUACCUUCACUAUUAUGGCAUCUACAGCUCUCGCGAGCGUUCUGUCAAGCUGGCCAGCUCUACGCGAGCUCGGUGUCAGCGACUGCUUGCUUUCCCCACGCGGUGGGAUCAAGCUAGGAAAGGCACUGGCGGAGGGCAAGAACCUGAAGCUGGAGACUCUACGCCUACAAUAUAACGAUAUCACGGCGGAAGGUGUGAAGCAUUUUCUUCACGCUGCCAGGUCCACAUUACCGGCUUUGCGCCGUAUUGAGCUUAAUGGGAAUAAAUUUUUCGAGGAUGACGGUAAUGUGGUGGAACUAAGGGAGCUUUUGGAGGCAAGGAAAGAAGAGCACGGCCAUGAGGACGACCCAGAGGACAUGUGGGGUAUUGAUGAGCUGGACGAGUUGGAGGAGGACAGUGAGGAAGAAGAGGAGGUCGAUGAGGAAGAAGAAGAGGAAGAGCACAUAGCUGCUAAGGACCUCAAGGAGGCGGUUCAAGCUGAAGACCAAGAAGUGGCCGAGAAGGCGGAUAAGGACGUGGACGAGCUGGCUACGGCACUUGGAAAGACUGGCAUAUAG
This is a messenger RNA of Monascus purpureus, 1254 nucleotides long. NCBI's taxonomy places the organism in Eukaryota, Fungi, Ascomycota, Eurotiomycetes, Eurotiales, Aspergillaceae. The record is from the annotation of a GenBank genome assembly.